AUUGUUAUUGACACAAUGUUUAUUUGUGUUUGUGAAGAUGAGCGUCUCAAUCCCAAUGGAGGAGAAUGGAGUAAUUCUCGGGUUUUGAAAGCCCAACGUUCAGAAGAAGGGGCUGAGUUAACUCCUAUUAAUACUCGUGACAGAUCGUGAAAAUUUGUUGUCUUAUUUGUAGUUAAGAUAAGUUUUCUCUGUAUAUAGAUGCUUAAUUGUUAUCCUGUUAAAUUUCUUGUCAGAAAAAAAAUUAGGAAGAGUAUUCGACACUUUAAGGUAAGCUUUAUAGAAUGUAGUGGUUCAACAAUUAUGAUCAAAAUGUGGUUAUUGAAAACAAAAUUGAAACAAGAAGAAAAAAUAUAUACUUUUUUAGUUCUUUUAUGUGAAAGAAAUCUUUUAGUAAAUAUAAUAAUCCAAAGUUGAUCAAUUAAAGUUUUAUCACAAUUUCUUUGUGAAAUGAAGGUUGGAAAUUCAUUUGUCUUUCAUGUUGACAUGUUUUAUGUAAAUGCUUUGUGGUUUUGCGAGUCAUGAAUUUACAGAAUAUUUAUGUUUGAAGACUGGUUGAAUGAAUAAAUGAAGAAUGAAUGAUUGAAUGAAUGAAUGAAUGAAUGAAUGAAUGAAUGAAUGAAUGAUUGAUUGAAUGGUUGUAUCAGCAAUUGGGAAAAAUAAAUAUAUGAUGAAACUGUAGUAUUAAGUAAAGGAAGGCACAAAUUAGUUAGUAAAGAGCGUUUGAAUUUACAUUUGUAUUUAUGGAAUACUUUAUUAAUUGUGCAUAUAUAUUCUGUGUAAAAUGCAUCACAAAACAAUGUGUCAAUACACAGGUUCCACUUAAUUUUUGUUUCUAUUGUCUCCAUCAUGUAAUAUGAAAACCAGUGUACAAUAUCAUUACAUUAAUUGUGCUGCCAACAUUAAAAUCUUCCCCAUUCCAUGCAACUUAUUUUAUGUAAUAUCUUUUAAGUAUUAGCAUUUCAUGUUUCAUUCACUCCCUUGUGGUAUUUGCUUAUAAAAUCAGAAAUUGUGCAAACACAUGGCACUUAAUAUGUAAUGAAGAUCAUAUAUUCUUCCUCUGUGCAGAGUUCAGAAACAACUGUCUGCAAUAACUUUGGUUUGAUGUGACUGUUUGUACUUUGCCUAUGAAUUUAACAAUGUUAAAAAGAUAAACAAAUAUUUUGAUUACUGCAAAUGAAAGGGAAGGGAUUAAGUGUUAGUUGUUUAUUUCAAAGUUGACAGAUGCUUGAUGUUAUUUUAUAAAACAGUGGCUCUGUGUAUGUGGUUCAUACGUUUUCCUUGAAAUGUGCCAUACAUUUUUGGACAGAAUGUGUAGCAGUCCAUUGUGCCUAAUUUAUAAUUGUUUCAUGAUUGAAUGUGAAGUUCCUUUUGAAAUUUGCCAACAGCCAAUAUACUGGAAAUAAAGUAUGUUACUGUAUUUUAAACUAGUUUAGAUUCACAGUAUUUUUUGUAACUUUUACAACAAAAAAAUAGCCUAAAGUACGUAGCUGAAUGCACAUGUCAGUUUAAUUUAGUACGUUUAGAAAAUAUGCAGUAAAUAUGCCUUUCUCUUGUGCUCAAGUGCAUUAUAAGUCAAAGUUGAUUUGAAAGAAAACAGUAGUGCAUAAUUGAAUGAGUAAGUUGAUGUUACAAAAACCACAUCUGUUUUUAUAACAAAAUGCUCUUUUCUAAUGUCAUGUUGUAUUGAUGGUUUAAACCAGGCCUGGCCAACCCAUGACCUGCAGAUUACAUGUGGCUUGCCAUGUUAAAUUGAGCUGCCCUCCAGACAAUUUUAUAUUACAAAUAUUGAAACUUUAUUUCUUGUUAUAUGUAAAAAAAUAUUAAACAAAUGAAAAUUUACAUGUGCUCCUAUUAACAGUUGCACAAAACAAAGAAUUUGAGAUAAUUUUCCCAAGUUUGUCAUUAUGUAUUCUGUUUAGCCAGCUAGGUUUAUGUCUAGCUAGCUAGGUUUAAGCAUUGUGUUGCUGCACAUUAAAUGGCACGUGUCACAGGUUAACACUAUCUUAUGGGAAGAGGCACUCGAGCUCUUAAGCUGUUCCACAUAAGAUAUAGUAUUAAUCUACAUUGCACAUUAUUUAACAUUCGUCAGUGCAACACUUGUGUCACACAGGCCUUAGCAUUUAAAAUAACUACAGUGUAUAAACCAAAAUAUAGAGUAGGUGAGCAAAUUUGUCACAUUGGCACAGUAUGGCAUGAAAAUGGCUUUCGUUUUGUUGCUCUGAAUUAGCAAUUGAUAGAGUAUCUGCUAUGGUAGGUAAUAAUAAAGGAGCUGUAAAAUUACUUGUAGACAAGCUAGAUUGCAGAGACCAAAUCAAAGAUGUGUUUGUAUUCACUGAUACAACAAGAAAAUGUAUGUGGUCGUAUUCUAUCCAUGAAUUAUGUUAGAAAUGUAGUUAUAAUGAUUGUAAAUUACAUUUGGUGACUGGUCAGCAUCAGCAAUUGAAAGAAUUCCUUAGUGACAUAUCUACUGACUAUGAUGAUAACAUAUAUUUAACAAAUGUUUAAUGGUUAAGGCAUUGAGAAUUCUUAAAAAGAUUUGUGAUUUAUGAAAGAAAGAAAUCUCUUGAAUUAAGUUUCCUUCAUUUCUCAGAAUUAAUCAAAUGUGCUACAUAGUGUGGAAUAUUUUCAUGCGCAUUUAAUGUUGGCGUGAACAAUGUUCCUGAAAAUGUGAAAAUGCUUAUAGUGCAAUAAUGAAAUGAAACACAUACCAUUACUCAUGUCAGGAAACCAAUUAGAAACUCAGAUCUUAUCCCUGCUGGGGCUGUGCCUAGCUGGCAGAGAUUCCUGGAAGAGGGAAUAUUCUGCAUGCAGACAUGUAUGUUGGCACCAGAUCUGAUGUUUUAGCAGGGAUAAAACACCACCUCUCAUGUUGUAACUUUCACUACAUGUAUGUGAUUAAUGACUAGAAACCAGAAAUUUGGCAAAAUGCCCCUCUAUAAUUGGUCAAUUUUAAGAAAUUAGACAAUAGGUGUGGUUUAACUGUACUUCAUUUUAUUAUUAACUUGAUUGGCCACAUUGGACCACUUGAGUCGUUCCACUUCACUUAUGGUUGACUGUCGAAGGUAUCACCUUGAGGUGAGGAUAAAUCCUGGAGUUACAAUUCUGUUAUUCAGAAAGGUGAUGAGAGAUGGAGGAUGAUGGAUGAUAGGGGGUGAAAGGACGAACACAAUACAACCAAGCCCGAGGCUGGACUCGAACCCGCGAUCUUUUGGUACGAGAUCGGUACGGCACUACUGCCCUAGCGAUCUCGACCACCGGAUCGGCUGUACUUCAUUUAUUUUAGAAGAUUUUAAUUUUGUCUGUUUUUGGUAUUUUGCCUUAUUUUGCUCUUUUCAUUUUCCUUAAUUCAUGUUAAAAAUCAUCAAAGAAAGUGUGAA
This is a messenger RNA of Gryllus bimaculatus (two-spotted cricket), 3377 nucleotides long. NCBI's taxonomy places the organism in Eukaryota, Metazoa, Arthropoda, Insecta, Orthoptera, Gryllidae. The record is from the annotation of a GenBank genome assembly.